This is a messenger RNA of Trichobilharzia regenti, 6760 nucleotides long. The record is from the annotation of a GenBank genome assembly. NCBI's taxonomy places the organism in Eukaryota, Metazoa, Platyhelminthes, Trematoda, Strigeidida, Schistosomatidae.
GUAUCCAGUGCAUCCUUUAUUCUCCUUCCAGGAUGAUGAUGUGACUGAGUAUUUUAGUUGGCGUGGGCGCAAGAGCAUUAUAAUCCACACCAGUUUUCUUGCAGACGCCUAGGUUGCCCUUCCUUUCUUGAACAGCCUUUCUUCCUAUCUCGGUAGGUACCUUUCCUUCUUUCCAAAACUUUUACAAUAAUGGCGUGAGUGUACAUCUGCAAUGCUUUAGAGGGGGGGGGAGGGAAUUCCAUCUGGGCCUGCUGCCUUCCUGGACUUCAGUAGUUUUGAUCGCGGCCAGGAUUUCUGCUUCCGUUUGAGGAUUGCUAUCCACUGGUAAAUCUGUGCGUGCUGUUGCGGGUAUUUCUGGGCGAGUUGUAGGCGAUAAUCGAGUCAAGAGUCCUUUAAUAAAGUGCUUUAUUUGUUUCUUCUCCUUGGUUACAUGGGUCCCUUGGUCAUGUUUUUUAAUUAGUUUUCAUCAUCUGCUUUGGUCUCUUCCCGCGUAGAGACCUUGUUAUUCGAUAUACUGUUCUGAGGUAUCUUUUGCAUGUGGCCUGUUUUGCUUCAGUUACCAGUGCGUCACAGAAUUUUCUUUUUGAUUUUUCCUCGCAUUCUUCUUCCCUUUUUUCAUUCUGUACAGUGUACACUGAACUUAGGUUUUCCUACUGUUGUCUCCAUCAUUGCAUUGAGUCAUCUUCUCUUUCACCACCAUCCUCCUGUCUUCUGUUAGCUUCCAGAACAUUUUUACAUCACCUUCAGAGAGCUGGUUCCAAUGUUCUUCCACGCAGGAUUCCUCAGUGAUACCACGUAGUGUGUCCGACUUUGAUGUGAUCAGAUAUAGUAUGCGCGCAUACCAAUGAAACAAUUGUAGAUUUAAGCCAACACUCGUUAUCCCCCUAUUACUCUCUAUCUCUCUGUCAACCAUCUGGCUGUAUUUUUCUUUCGCCAAGUUUUCUUCAUGAUUACUAACAACACCACAUUCAUAACAACAACGGCAAGUAAUAACCAUCCGUGUACACCCGCUACUACUGCUUCUACAACGAUCGCUACCAUAACUAGUUCUACUGCUACGGCUACUGCUACUACUCCAAAUAAUAAUAAUAACAGUAAUACAAUAAUAGCAAAAUUAACAGAUUGUGCAACUUACUUUGCUGUUGUUUCGGAUACUUGUGCAUUCAAUCGUAAUCUGUGCAAGAAUCGAUGCUCUCGAAUACCAUUUCUAGAUUUAGCUACGCAUAUCUCACAGCGACCUGCACCUUGGCUGCACCAGACUUACAGGGAGUAUUCAAGAGGUUCCUGUUGUGUAGGAGGACCAUCAUCUAAAGAUCCUCAUGUUUUUUUGAGAUAUCCACGUUACCGAUGGCAUUUAGACGAUCCGUCAUCAAGUAAAAAGCGUAAAACAGCUAACCAACGCUUGUGGUAUACAUUACAGAAUGGCUUAAAAGCUUUGGGAGUCCCACCUGAUUUAGUUCCUGUAGUCACUAGGCGAGCAUAUUCUAUUGCUGGAUUAUCGAUCCCAGUAAGUUUAGCUAACUACAGAGACUACACAGACGGGGGGCAUAAUUCCCGUGUUGUAUCAUCAUCUGUCAGUCAUGCAAUAGGAAUUAAUAAUAAUAAUAAUACUAAUAAUAAUUUGAACUUAUCUAUUGGCAUUGUUAGUCGGUCAUUCAGUGGGGCAACAACAAAUGCAUCACAACGAAAAAAUGUUUAUAAUAAUAAUAAUUAUGGUGAAUCUGAAUAUCAUGACACAUCAUCAACAGUAGUACUGCAUGAAGAUGAUGAAGUUUGUGCUCAUCGAAGUCGCGAUAGUUCAGGCUUUUUAAAUGGGGAUGUUGGUGGUGACGGUGGUGACGAAAUCAUGCAAUCAUUCGAUGGAUUAUUAUAUACAUUGAAUAAGCGUAAUAAAUUAAAUUCUGAUGAUUUCAUCUUAUCUGAUCGUAAAGACUUGCACAAUGAUGAUAGUCGUCAAAACAUGAUGCAUAUCAUUUCUUCAAGGAAAUCAGACUAUUGUAGAACUUAUAAUGAUUUGGACAAUAUCUCUGAAGAUUACUGUCAUGAAAAUGGUGGUGAUGUUGGUGAAUAUGGUCGUCAAUUGGAUGAAAAUGAUGAUGACGGAAUCAAUGGAAGUAUAAACGAUGGUGGUGAUAAUGACUGUGAGGAGAAUGUACAAUGGUGGUCGUCUACGAGUGGUAGUGGACGACGUUGUCGUCGUCUAGGUGGAGGAAAUAGAAAUGCAGCCAGUGAUGAUAGUGGCGCAGUUAGUCGAAGAGGUGGUAAACAUCGAUCUUCGGAUCUUCGAUCUGUGAAAAUGACUAAAUUCAUCAAUCGGAAAAUUGUUAAUCAAAAAGGCAGUCGUUCAUCUCAAAACUUUCCAGUGGUGGUCAAUAAUCGUUUAGGCGGGAGAAGAUUUGCUAAACGUCAUCAUCUUGGUCGAUCAUUUGCUGGUCGACUACGGACAAAUGAAUCUCACAUGGAUGAUGAUAUGUUGUCGUCCUAUGCCUACGCAACGAAAUCUAAUCCUUCUGUAGGACGUCGUGGUGGUAGUCGAGCUAUGACUCGUCUCGGUACAAGGCAUAUGGGGGAUAGUUUGAAAACACUUCAACAUUAUGGAAGUAUCCGAGAGAAAAUGAAUCAUUGCAAUGAAGAUCCUUGGGAUGAUAUUGUCGACAAUGAUGAACCAGGUUAUCAAUUGAAUGCUCCAUCCCUGGUGGUGGUACAUGACAAGUGUCGUGAUUCUCAGACCUUCGUCGAUUGUCAUUCUUCUAGUGAUCAAUUCAAUGCUUUAAAAAAUAAUACUUAUUCUGCUUCAUCUUCAUUUUCAUCAACACAUUCAUCCUAUCCUCCUCCUAGUACACUUCCUCCGCCUUAUCAGCAUCAUCCUUCAUCGUCAAUAUAUGCAGUGAACUUAUCGAAUCAUUGUUUUCCUGAGUGUUUCAGUAGUAGUAGUUCCCCUGUGGUGUUAUCUCAGACGAAAUUCAUUCAAUCUUGUGUUACACCAAUGAAUUGGUCUAACACCUCAUUUGCAAAUCAGUCAAAUAUGAGUUCAUUAUCUUCACACACAUCAACAUCAAUGAAUAUGAAUUUGUCAUCAGUAUCAUCUUCAUGUAUUGUACCAUCAUCAUCGUCAUUGUUGUUGUCGUCGUCGUCUCCAUCAAUAGAUUCAACUCAGACAAUGGAAGAAUUAAACACGGGAUAUUUUUUACACCGGUGUUCAGAUCCUCGUCCUCCUUCGACGAACAACAGCAACAACAACAAUAAUAAUGAAUAUCUUAUCAUGCCUAUCGGUGAAUUUCAUCGUGGGAAUAUGUCUAGGCAAUCGGACAGUUGUAUAGAUAAUAAUAAUAAUAAUAAUAAUAAUAAUAAUAAUUGUAUCGAUGUAUCAAUGAAUCGAGGCAGUUCACUUCCACUUCCAGUGAUUGCCGAUUAUUCACAUAAUAAUAGUAGUAGUACAACAUCUGGUAAUAAUAAUAAUAAUUCAAUAAGCACUGUGAGCCAUCUCACUUUCAGCAUUAAUGACACUAAUAAUAACAGUAAUAAUAAUAAUAAUAAUAAUAAUGGACGAGUAGUAGUUGGUGAUUUACAGACGAUUGUCAAUCCUCAGCAGACAACAACAGCUGUUGUUGCUGCUGCUGCUACUACUACUACUACUACUACUACAGUCACAUUUUUUAUUUGUGAAGUCUGCUCAUCGAGAUAUCGAUCUACAGCUGGAUUACGCUAUCAUUAUCAUAGUCAACAUUCAGGUUAUACACCACAGAAUCCAAUAUCUGCAUCUGCUGCACGAUUAGUUGUACCAAUUGGUGAAGAAAGAGGUAUGGGUGUUGGUGGUGGUCUUCGCGGUGGACGACCAAGAAGACAUAGAGGCUCUACAGCUUCAUCAAAAUCUCGAGAUAAAUUGAUCAAUUCACACUAUUCCAGUGAUUAUCAAGGAUCAACUGAACAAGAAGGCGGAUCGAACAGUUUCUUGUCAUCCCAUUAUUCUAAAGUCGCUAGUCAAUCUUCAAAUUCUGCCUAUUCACCACCAUUGUCAUCAUCUCAAAUGAGUAAACGUGGACAACACACUGUUAGUACAGUGAAUCGUAUGGAUUGUAAACCACUGACGACAGACUCUUCUAGAUCGAUGAUGAUUGUUGAACCUAAGCUAGUUGAGAAUUUAAUUGUAAAUCAUCAAGCAUCGUUGAAAUAUUAUAAAGAGGAGGAGAAUAUGCCAGCUAAUCAUCAUUUCAAUUCAACUGAACCAGCAGAUGACAAUGAGUUAGACAUCAAUAAUAUUAAUUUCAUGCGACCUGUGAUAAUUAAAAAGUCUUCAACUUUCAUGAAGAAUAAUAAUAAUAAUAACGCUAGUGGGGAUUGUUUAUCUCAGUGUUCUCUAUCAUCAGUGACUACUACACCCAAUUCAUUAAUAAUUAUGAAUAAUAGCGCCAUAGCGCCAUCAAGAUAUCAAAUAAUGGACUAUAAUACUAACAGUUAUAGCGGUGGUGGUGGUGGUAGUAGCAACAAUAGUAGUAGUGGUGGCAGUGGGGUUGGUGCUGGUCACAUACCACAUUCAAAUAUUCCUCCUCCUGUACAACAGCACAACAGUUCACAUUUAUCAUUAAUAAAUUCUUCCUCUGAAAUGCAUUUCAGUAAUAAUAAUACUGCUGACACUACUACUGUCAGCAAUAAUAAUAGUCAUAGUAGAUGUCAUCCACAGUUCCCGUAUUCCUCUCAUCCUCCUCAUUCUUAUGCAUCGUCAAUGAAACCAUCUCCACAUGGCAACUGGUGGAAUUCUCAACAUCUUAGUUAUAAUCAAUUAGCCUAUACGUCUUCUUCUUCUUCUUCCGUAGUCUCCACCACUUCUAGUAUUCCAAGUAACUAUAAUUCGUUUCCCGCACUGUCUCAACCACUAACACCACAACAACAACACCCUUCAAUAACAUUUAAUCGUAUCAGUCCACAACAAAGACGUUAUGAAAGACAAAACUGUCGUGAUAGUAGACGACUUGGUGGUUUAGUACGGUCAUCUGUUAACCCGUCAACUUCUUCAACCACAACUGCGUUAUCAUCAGUUCCCAUAUGCGAUUAUUGUCUAGGCAGCGAGGCAAUAAAUCCACGUAUAGGUCACUCAGAAGGUAUGCUACAUUGUUCCAGAUGUGGACAUUAUGGUCAUUAUACAUGUCUACGCUUAUCGCCACACGUAAUUGAAGCUGCUGUACGUUAUCCAUGGCAGUGUAUAGGAUGUAAAACAUGUUGGUUAUGUGAUCAAGGUGAUCAAGAGGAUCGUAUGAUAUUUUGUUGGGAUUGUGAUCGUGUAUUCCAUGCACACUGUCUUCGAUCUCGUUUACCUCGUAGUCCUGAUACCCAUUGGACCUGUGAUAUAUGCAUACAUGAAUUAUACAACAGCAAUAAUACUAAGUUGUCUUUUGAACAACGUACACAUUCAAAUUCAGGAUAUGACCCGUAUUCAAACAACAAUAAUAGUGGUACCAACAGUAAUAGUCUGAAUCAAAUUCACAGUGUUGGAGGAGAUGGAUACUUUACCACUGUACAGCAUCAUGCUCAUAACAUCCCUCGUUCAUAAAUAAACCAACUGUUUUUUACCCUGUUUUCUUUCUUUCUUUCUUCUUAUUUCUACCCCACACACCCACUUUUUGUGGUUUUAUAUUGCAAUGUAUACUUGCUCACUGUUAUAUUACUGUUAUAUUUUGGCUGUUGUAGCAAUUCGUUUCUUUUUUGUUUCUUGAUCAUGUAUCUUUUCGAUUGACUAUAAAAUCAUGCUUUUCCACAAUGAGUAUUAUACUAAUCUAUAUUCUGGAUGUUAGUUAAUUACUGGUCAAUAAUGAAUGCAGUCUUUCACCAACAAGUGAUACGGCAUUCAUUGAAUUUUUAUGCCGAAUUCAUGUUUAUCCAUCAACGAAUCUUUCUUCUUGGUUUCUACUAGGCGUGCAUUUCUUCUCGUCUUGUAGUAGCUUUUUCUGUCGAACACCCACACAACCAGACACAUACAUAUACACUAACUAAUUAUUUUUGCCGCUAGAAAUCAACUGAUGACUCACUACUCACUAGAUUUGUGAUCGUUUCUUUUUUGGACCAAGUUAGGAACUGAAUUCUCUCUCUCUUUCUCUCGUUUUGUCUAUUUGAAGCUGAUGAUGAUUAUAUUUCCAUCGUAUAUGACAAUUAGAUCUUUAAAUUUGAAAGCUUUUCAUUCACUCAUACAUACGUAAACUUGUAAUACAAUCAACGUUCCAGUAUUAGAUAUCUGUAAUAAAAGUUGUACUUGUGCAAUGAAUUCUUAUUUGUUUGCGUUUUUUUUAAAUUGGGCACAAUAAUUGCAACUAUUCAGUGAAUAAAUAGCUCAAUGUGGUCAACGAGCACUAACAUGCAUUCGUAUGUUAUUACUCUUAUGUUUUUCUGUGUUGUUGUCAUUGCACUUCUUUUGCAUAUAUAUAUAUAUAUAUAUAUAUAUUGAUUUUUCCCCACUGAUUUCUUUGCUUCCGUGUUCUUCCUACCACUUUCAUUUUUGUUCUUAUUUUCAUUGAGGGAGAACUUCCUCAAGGUUACGUCUUUGGAAUAUACAUACAUAUGUAUCGCAAUCUUUCAUUGUUCCCUCUGAGUUCUGUCAUGACUAUUAUCGCAAUGUAUUAUAUAUAUAUACCACUGUGGUAAAACAAUAUAAAAUAGGGAUAAAAUGAUAAAGAGUUCAAAUCUUGGCCGAUUUCCGCCUGAAAUAAUGCGACUGAUACGUUAAAUACCAUAAGCCAUAAAAAUAAUUUAUAUAUAUAUAUAUAUAUAU